UUGAGCCGGGUAGGAUGAUGAAGUGGCCUGCUGGCGGAUCUCAAAGUGGAGCUGGGGCCGAUGGACAGGCCGGAGAGCGGACCUCGAUGGACAGGCCGGAGAGCGGACCUUGAGGCGGUGUCACAGGCUGGGGCGGACCUUGGUGCCGGACAGGGUCAAUAAACAACAGCGGGCAGAGAUUCACUCCGGCCGGGGCCGGGACUGGUAAAUGAACUGGCUGGCUGUACGGCCAGCAGGAAGUUUACGAGAUAGAGGCGGAGCUUAAGCCAACGCAGUUUAUAGGAGGUGGGGCUUGAACCCAAGAGGGUGCGACUCAGAAAAAGAGGGGAGUUUCCAGGGAGAGUUUACCCACCGAGCCCCUCAUUUCUCUACACUGACAUCAUAUCUACCCUUUAAACUUUUCCCUUCUAGGACGAGAAGGAUGAGGAGAUGAGCACAAAGGUCUACUUAGACCUGGAGUGGACUGACUACAGGCUGAGCUGGGACCCUGAGGAGCAAGAGGGCAUCGAUUCACUCUGCAUCACUGCCGAAUCCGUGUGGCUAUCAGACGUGGUGCUCCUAAACAAGUCACCUACUUCCCCUUUGACUGGCAGAACUGCACCAUGGUGUUCAGUUCCUAUAGCUAUGACAGCUCAGAAGUCAGUCUGCAGACCGGCUUGGGUCCCGAUGGGCAGGAGCGGCAGGAAGUGCACAUUCAUGAAGGCACCUUUAUUGAAUGGUCAAUGGGAGAUUAUUCACAAGCCUUCUCGGCUAAUGCAGCCUCCAGUGGAUCCUAGGGGAGGGGGGGAAAGGCGGCGUGAAGAAGUCACCUUCUACCUCAUCAUUCGCCGGAAGCCUCUCUUUUACCUGGUCAACGUCAUUGCCCCAUGCAUCCUCAUCACUCUUCUGGCCAUCUUCGUCUUCUACCUGCCACCAGAUGCAGGAGAGAAGAUGGGGCUCUCGAUCUUUGCCCUGCUGACCCUUACUGUGUUCCUGCUGCUGCUGGCAGACAAAGUGCCUGAGACCUCCCUGUCUGUCCCCGUCAUUAUCAAAUACCUCAUGUUUACCGUGGUCCUCGUCACCUUCUCAGUCAUCCUUAGCGUCGUAGACCUCAACCUACACCCUCGCUCACCCCACACCCACCAAAUGCCCCUUUGGGUCCGUCAGGUAAGAAGAUCUCCUCUCCAACCUGUGUUAACUCUCAAUCCUAGUAUUUGGCUUUUUGUCCAGGUAUCGCUCCUCCCUCCCACCAACUUCAACCUUCCCUUUCACAGACCUGAGGGAGAACUACAACUCCUGGUAGAGUGUCAAAGUGCCAAGGUCUUUGAGUGUUGAAAUGUUGCCCAAUUAAUUUUAUCCUCCCAUCAUUGACGUUGCGUAGAUCCCAGACUCUCUUCAUCAAUACUGCCCAUCGUGGGUCCCAAGGAAGCAUUCUAAGGGUGAGGUACUAUCAGGGUUGAAGCCCUCAGAACUUUUCUUUCCAGUCGGGAUGUCUCCUAACCCACUUAAGAACUCUUGGGCUGUGUAGUUGCAUUUCAUCUGUGGGACGCAUGGACGCAUGCGCAGGAAUGGGCACGUGCCGUGGGGGUGGUUGGCGGCUUCCCUUCUGGUCUGAGAGCAUAAGAGCCCCCUCCAAUACGCCUCUUCUUCUACUCUGCAGAUCUUUAUCCACAAACUCCCUCUGUAUCUGGGUCUGAAGAGACCCAAACCUGAGAGAGACCAGAUACCGGAGCCACCUCCUAUACCUCUCAGAGAUUCUCCACGAAGUGGCUGGGG
Globicephala melas (long-finned pilot whale) is the source of this 1755-nucleotide messenger RNA. NCBI's taxonomy places the organism in Eukaryota, Metazoa, Chordata, Mammalia, Artiodactyla, Delphinidae. The record is from RefSeq and is a predicted model, not a curated record.